CUGGGUCAUACUUGAGAUUUUUCUAUUCGGCAUUUCUGGCGUUCUACCGUUAUCGUGUUCGAUUAUAAUUCGAUCGAAUCUCGACACAUUUAAAGUCACUUGAUCGAUCGAUGGGUAUUAAUCAUUGAGGCAACUGAAUGCAGUUAAUAAUUAUUAAUUGCAAUCCAUGAAUUUGUCUUGCAUUAAACCUGAACUUUGACUUCCGAAGUUGAUUAUUCACGAUUUUUCUCAUUUAUACAUCAUGUUUUAAUUAUGGCGUUGCAAUUAUUAACCGAACAGCAUAUUUUAAUACGUUCUUUGUUGAUGAAAAGAAGAUCGGUACUUGUUCAUGAUUCUCAGACAUUGAUUACAAGAAAUGGGAACAAGAUUCCAGAGUGUUAGUUAAUAAUCAAGAGUAAUAUAAUUAAUUUGAGAGUUAUAAGUUUCGUGUUAAGAUGUCUCGAUCCCAUGGUGCAAAUUCUUAUGAUUCGAGAGGUGGUAGGCGAAGUGGAAUAAAUCGUGGUCACAAAACAGGACGAGGGCCACCAUCGGGUGUUUCGGUACAUUCAGACCAAAGCCAUUCGCAUAGAGGCCACCCCCCACAUUUGAAAGGGAAAGAUAUUGGACUGUAUUACAGAGAUAAAGCAAGACAGCGAAAUGCAAAAAAUACUUGCAAAGUUAUCAAAUUAAAAGAAAAUGUUGAACAAGAAAUCAGAGCGUUACUUGAAAAUACUAGGAACCCAUUUAUUAAACAAUAUGGAGAUGUCAAUGAUGCUGGUUCCUCAAGCGAUGACGUGGAAAAGAAAUAUGCACAGAUGGAAUCUCAAUUAAAAAAAGAAUUUUUACAAAUUUUAUCUGGUAGUAUGCAAAAUAAUCUAGCAAUGUCGGUAUUGAGAGAAUCUAAAUUGAAAAGAAAUGAUACAAUGAAUAAGAAGUUAUUAGACGAGCUCAAAGCAAGAGAAACGUCAAGUGAAUAUACACACAUGUUACAAUUUCGAAAAAAACUUCCAGCCUACAAAAAGAAAGAGGAAAUUAUUAAAUUAAUUAAUGACAAUCAAGUCAUUGUCAUCAGCGGUGAAACAGGAUGUGGUAAAACAACACAAGUUGCUCAGUUCAUGCUUGACGAUCAAAUUGAGCAAUUCAAAGGUAGCGAAACAAAAAUAAUAUGUACUCAACCACGAAGAAUAUCAGCAAUCUCCGUCGCAGAGAGAGUUGCUGCAGAAAGGGCAGAAAGACUUGGACAUUCAGUUGGCUUUCAGAUCAGACUUGAAAAAGUUUCAGCUAGAGACCGUGGAAGUAUUUUAUAUUGUACAACUGGAAUGUUAUUACAAUUUAUGCAGAUCGAUCCUGCUUUAAUGGAUUAUUCUCACAUAAUAUUAGAUGAGAUUCAUGAAAGGAGUACAGAGUGCGAUUUUAUACUUGCUCUGUUGAAACAUGUUAUACCUAAGAGACCAAAUCUAAAAGUAAUUUUAAUGAGUGCUACGCUUAAUUCUGAGCGGUUUUCUCAGUAUUACAAUAAUUGCCCCAAUAUUCAUAUACCAGGAUUUACGUACCCUGUAGAAGAGUUAUAUUUAGAAGAUGUACUUGCAAUUACUAGGUUUCAGUUCCCUGAACAACCAUCACAGCCGGUUAACUAUAGAAAACAUUCACAGAAGUUUAAGAAGGAACAGCGGAAACGGGAUGAUUUCCUUGACUUUGUCGCUCCUUAUGUACGUCAUCUUCGUUCAGAGAAAAAAUAUCCAGAAUACGUUCUAAGUCAACUAAAGAAUCCAAACAGUGAGAAUCUUUCUCUUGAUCUCAUAGAUCAACUAGUGAGAUACAUAUGUAUGACUCAAGGACCUGGGGCCAUUCUAAUUUUUUUGCCUGGUUUGAUGGAUAUUUCAAAGUUACACAGGAUGAUGUUAGAGAGCGGUCAAUAUCCUCAAAACAGGUACAUUAUAUACUGUCUGCACUCUCGAAUGCCCACGGUUGAUCAAAAGCUCAUAUUUAAUACACCGCCAAAUGAAGUUCGUAAAAUAAUAAUUGCAACCUCAAUUGCUGAAACAUCAAUAACGAUAGAGGAUGUUGUAUACGUAAUCGAUUGUGGAAAAACGAAGUUAUCAAGAUUCGACGUGGAAAAUAACAUGCAAACUCUGGAAGCAGAAUGGUUGUCUUUAGCUAAUGCUAAGCAGAGACGUGGCCGAGCGGGCAGAGUUAAACCAGGAAUUUGUUACCACCUCUAUACAAAAGCUAGAGAGAUGACAUUUGAUCAGUAUCCUUUACCUGAAAUGUUAAGAACUCGACUCGAAGAAGUUAUAUUACAAGAAAAAAUUCUUCAACUAGGAGACGUGGCUUCGUUUCUUUCUUCUGUUAUGGAUCCACCAGAUUCAAAAGCUAUAGAAUUAUCUCUUGAAUUAUUACGAACACUUAAUGCUCUUGAUGAGAGGGAACGUUUAACUCCUUUAGGCUAUCAUUUAGCACAAUUACCACUUGAUCCUAGAACAGGUAAAAUGAUUAUACUAGGUGCUCUUUUUUCGUGUGUGGAGCCGAUCUUCGCAAUAGCUGCUAGUCUAUCGUUCAAAGAUGCUUUUUAUUGCCCUCUUGGGAAAGAGGAUGAAGCUAGAAAGAAGAAACUUGAAUUAGGGCGAGAUCAGCUGAGCGAUCAUGUGGCUCUUGCCGAAGCCUUAAGACGAUUUGAACUGGCCUAUAAUAGAGGCUACGCAUCAUCAUUUUGCAGAGAAUAUUUUCUCUCCUUUAAUACACUUAAACUUCUCUGUGAUAUGAAAAGUCAAUUUGCUCGACACUUAUGCGAAAAGAAGUUCUUAUACAGUGAUGAUCCGAGGGACGAUCGCGCUAACAGAAACUCAAGUAACUUGGCGUUGGUGAAAGCUAUCGUUUGUGCAGGAUUAUUCCCAAACGUGGCUGUUAUCAAGAGCGUAGGAAAAUUUGGAGUAAAAGCGACAACACCCGAAGACGGUACAGUGGCAAUUCAUCCAUCAAGUAUAAAUGAAAAAGACUUGCCCAAAGUGUGUAUUGGUCACUACAUGACAUACUUCUUAAAGAAACGCUCAACAGCUAUCUAUCUGCAUGACACAACUAUAGUCAGUCGUAUGGCUUUAAUACUUGCAGGACCAAACAGUUCGAUAACUAACAAAUCAGGGAAAUGUCUUGUUACAUUAACAAACUCCCUUGCUUUUCCUUGUGAUCCUGGAACUGCUCAAAUUAUUCAGAAAUUACGCGAAAAGUUGGACCAACUCCUAGAGUAUAAAAUCACUCAUCCAGGUUCCGUACGAUUGGAUGGACAAGAAGGAAAUAUUCUGAAAGCGUUCGUGAUUCUGAUGAUCCACGGAGAUGAAGAUAUGGAGCUAGGUAUUCCGAAAAAUGAUAUAGCUUCGUUUGGAAGCGGUAGUCAAGAGUCUCUUGAGGAUUAUGACUUUUAGAGUGAACACGAGUAUUUGUAACUGCUCUUAAAAUUGAUUUAGAGCCGAGUCUCUCCGUUAUCGCGAUACCUGUAAACUUUCAAGGGACUAGGAUGCGGUUUGUGCCAAUAGCAUAAUUUAAUAUAAUAAUUAUGGAGUGUAGUAACAGUACAUUUAAUGUACGAAAGUUAACAAAUCGUUUAUGGCAGUUGAGCGGAUUCCUUUUGUCAACGUUUCGUAAGUUUUAAAUAGUUAACCUAUGAUUCUGUGUAAAUUAUACAUCGAUGUUUAGUGUGUCUACUUAUUAUUAUUAUUUAAGUAAUGUUAAACUAAUCAGCUCUUAUAUAAAUAUUUCUUGUCCUUGCGAAGAUUUAUUCAUCCUCUAAUGAAAGAUGAAGAGAUAAUAACGUAGAAAAUACCCCCAUUUUAAGAAUACGGUUAUAAAAGCCAAACCGAGUAUACAAACUCAUUAAAGUAGAGUAUGCAAGU
This is a messenger RNA of Orussus abietinus, 3866 nucleotides long. Its product is annotated as ATP-dependent RNA helicase DHX36. Gene Ontology annotation, cellular component: intracellular anatomical structure; cytoplasm; nucleus. Lineage: Eukaryota; Metazoa; Arthropoda; Insecta; Hymenoptera; Orussidae. The record is from RefSeq and is a predicted model, not a curated record. The transcript has 14 exons. Gene Ontology annotation, molecular function: G-quadruplex RNA binding; DNA helicase activity; ATP binding. The coding region runs from base 435 to 3398 and encodes 987 amino acids.